This is a messenger RNA of Nasonia vitripennis (jewel wasp), 5181 nucleotides long. It is a transcript of the gene stet, whose product is annotated as stem cell tumor. The transcript has 6 exons. Gene Ontology annotation, cellular component: membrane. Gene Ontology annotation, molecular function: serine-type endopeptidase activity. Lineage: Eukaryota; Metazoa; Arthropoda; Insecta; Hymenoptera; Pteromalidae. The record is from RefSeq and is a predicted model, not a curated record. Bases 304 to 1260 code for a protein of 318 amino acids.
GUCAGUAAGCCCGCGGCGACUGCGAGCGGCACGACGCGUCGGCCUCGACGCUGCAGCAAAGGCUCGCGCUCGAGAGCAGUCACUUCGUUUCUUCCCCUCGUAUCCUAUCAUUAUACCGAGUGUGUGAAUAUACGUCGCGGCUUUUGUGUCCGAUCGAUCAUUGCGAUGCGCGAUAAUGACGAUCAUCCUCGCGACUGUGUCGAUGUGUGAGAGUUGUCGUCAGCAGCGCAUCGGCUACUGAGACUCACGUAAAUAACACACUCUCUCGCUCACAAUCGCGGCUUGGGACAGUGCUCGCGCGGAAUGAGGAAGAAGUCGCUUAUCAUGUGCGUGACGUCGCCGCUGAGCGCGAGCAAGAUGCUCAAGAAGAAGGACGAAGCCUCCGGGAGGACUGUCACCGUCACCAGCAGCACGACGCAGCUGCACCCGAGCUGCAACGCCGGCGAGAUCGCUGCCGGCAAGCCUCAGCACACGUCGAUCAUGAUGGUCCGCAUGAUCGGCGACGAGUUCCUGACGGAGGAGCGAGACCGGAAGUACUACGCCGACCACUACACCUGCUGCCCGCCGCCCCUCUUCAUCAUCCUCAUCACUCUCGUCGAGUUGGGCUUUUUCACUUACUACACUGCCGCCAAGGGUGAGGUCAACUCUUCGGGGCCGGUCCCCAUUGACAGUGUCUUCAUCUACCGACCAGACAAAAGGCUCGAGCUCUGGAGGUUCGCCUUUUACAUGUUCCUUCACGCAGGAUGGCUUCACCUGCUCUUCAACCUCGGAGUACAGGUGGUCGUGGGCCUGCCGCUGGAAAUGGUUCACGGAAGCUUCAGAAUCGCCGCGGUUUACAUGGCCGGAGUCCUUGCCGGUUCCUUGGGCACGUCGGUCUUCGACACGGACGUCUACCUAGUUGGCGCGAGCGGCGGAGUUUACGCGCUUCUUGCCGCUCACCUCGCCAACGUUCUGCUCAACUACAACAACAUGGAGUUCGGCAUAGUGCGGCUUAUUGGUAUCUUCGUUAUCGCAAGCGCCGACGUAGGUUUCGCGAUCUACGACAGGUACGCGGCGGAGCAGCAGCAGCUGGGGCCGCCGGUCUCUUACGUGGCGCAUCUGACCGGCGCGUUGGCCGGUCUGACGAUCGGCCUCCUCGUCCUGAAGAACUUCGAGCAGCGGCUGCACGAACAGCUGCUCUGGUGGGUCGCCCUCGGCGUCUACGCUGCCUGCACGAUAUUCGCGGUCAUGUACAAUCUCAUGCAUCCGGAUUAUCCAUGACGCGAGGUCAGCUUCGCUUACGGACACCCAAGGGUCACGUAACGCGAAGCUCAUGCCGUCAGAUGCCUCCUCCUACUACUACUUACGCUCUAGAGGCGAUGAGAAAGACAGAGAGGGAGAGAGAGGGGCGAUUGAACAUGCCAAAGAAUGCGACACGAAUGUGUUGUAUCGAACGUUGUAUUGCGAGGACAUAGCCAUAAGGAGCCUUAGGAGCGAGGAUGAUGGGGCAGUGUAGGGAAAAGGAAGAAGAAGAAGGUGAAGGUGAAGAAGGCCGAGCUGACAAGACUGACUGGAUUUAUUAGGAGAGAAAGAGUUGGGACGCACGACUCGAUACGAAGAGGAUGCAGGCGAGGAGAGAUGGCGCGCUGCGACACGUACGAAAGAGCGCGCAUCAAUAUUUUUCUGUAUAGCUCUUGUAAAUAUGUACAGUAUGUGUGUGCGUGUAUUUGGUGUAUAGACCGUCGAGAGCACGCGCGCUCCGACGUGUGUAUACGUGUGUCGAGUGUUCUUUUUUUGUUCUAUUUGUCUUUUGUUUCGAGGCUUCGCGCGCGCGCAUUUAUUUCCGGUAGAAUUUUUUUUUUCAUCAGAAUUUUCCAGGUAAUGAAAAAAAAAUUAUCAGCAUGGCCUGCUAGUAGGAAAAAAAAGAAGAAAUGUGCGCGAACGCCUUGCAUAGUGACGAAGUUUUGUUGAUGAUGAAAAAAAAAAUACAGCGCUGCGACGAAGUUCGUCUAUAAAGCAGAGUGACGAAAUACCGAAAUUGUGUUCUUUAGUUAUUGUUCAACUGUCAUUGUUUGUUUGUAUUUAUUUAGAUAAGUCGCGCGAGAAUGCAGUCGAAGAAAUUCGACGAGAGCUUUCGAAGAGUUGGCUAAUUUGAAACGAACGUUUUGUCACCCUCUCACUCACUACCUUUUCCGUCCCGCGCUGCUGUUAUAACUCUUGGAGAGUGUGCUGAGAAAGCUUGCAUCGACUAAUCGCAUCGUCACUGUGUGAUGUGGUUAUUUACCACCUUAUUAUUUAUCUACCAAGCUUUUCUUUUUUUUUUAACUUCUGGAAACUCCAGCAUUGAAUGACGAUUCAGUAUACUGGUAAUUUUUUUUUAUUCUCGAUGCGCGUAUGGUACCUCUGGCAUUUAUCUCGUCAACACGAAGUAAUUGAAAGGGUACUUUCCGCAUGAAGCUUGCACAAGAUCAUAUUUUUCGCGUGCAGCACCGAUUCGAAAAGAAAAUCUCAGCGAAAAAAUUAACCGACUUUUCCCUCGGGAGCGUCGAGCGAUGCGCGACAGAGAAGGGGCGUGCGAGAAAGAGAGCACGUGAAUGGAUGCAUAUGCGGGUGUGUGUAUGCGUGUAUGUGUGUGUGCGUGUAUGUGUGUGUGUGUGUGAUGAACGAUGCUAGUCAAUUAGUACCCGAGGGCUGGGCUUAGAGAGUUCCGAACGAGGACUCCUGGGUAUAUAUAACGUCGAGAGCUUCUCGCUCGGUCCCCUCGAGAUGCGCGAGGACGAGAAAGCCAUGAGCGAGAGAGUGAGAGAGAGAGAGACGCACAUACACGGAAACACACACACAUACACACACACACACACAGAUAGCGGUGGCAAAGAGCGAUAAAGCAGUGCGGGGGUAUCAGGAGCGCGCGCGCGGGGGCGUAAUUACGCGUGAAUAAUUAAAUCUGCGCCGCGAGCGCGCGGGUGUGUAUACACUUGCAGGAGGCACUUUGCACACGGAGGGCACGAUUAAUUUGGGCUUUCUGAUGUAAUAACGAGGGGGGACUUUGAUUAACGACCGCUCGGACCUUCCACUUUUUCCGGCCUUUUCCUGCCUUCGCGAACAAUGUCAUGCGGCUCAAAAUUCUGCCUCGUGUGUUUAUGCUUAUAAAGUAGCUGCGAUAUUCCGAUGAUCUUUUUUUUCCUGAUGUGCAAAGUGCUUCGUUAACCUCCGUGUAGCGACUGAAUGCUUUCAUACAUAUAAAAAAUUUUUCCAGUCAACGCUUCAUGUCAUCGUCAAUACGUUUGUUCUAAGGCUGAACUCUGUAUUACGUUUAUUAUUUAUGCAAGUGUACAAAGAUUUAAAGCUAUAUUCGUAAAUAAAUACACCAGUGUCGUCUGCAAUUAAAAGUGCGUUAGAUAGUUUAUAAUAUAUUGCGUUUAUUAUUUAUUUUGUGAGAGUCAAUGCAAUUUGUAUUUUCUACUUAGUUCGAGUUUUAAGCGUGUACAGUUAAGUUUGUCAUAUAGUUCAAGAAGCCUCCGCGAUUUCAUUCAUUACUUAUAGGCUAGAUUAAAGAAAAUCAGUAUCAAAUUGAAGCUCGUAUAACAUUGUUUAUUAUACUAUUAUUAUUCACUGAACAAAGUCAUUGUAAGCAAAUAAAUCAGAAAGAUCCUUGGUGAAAAUAUUUUUAUGAAAAUCUUCACGAACGAAUAUCAUGCAACAGACGUGAACAUCAUUGUAAAAAAAAACUACGAACGAGAAGACUUCACAUAUAAAUAUUAUCACAAGGAAUGCAAAAAUCGAGGUGAGCGGGUAAAUGUAUUGAAUGAAUGAUCAAUGCCUCGCUUGCAUACGUUAGAAUCUCUGAAAUAAUGCUCAAAUGAUUUUAAUUCAUACAUCGUACAAGCUGUGCUGAUGUAUAGGGACAAUGCGUAUUAUUUUCAUUCUUUUUAAUUGGUAACUUUUUAAGGAUAGCCUUUUUAUGCAACAGAACGAAGCCGUUUGAAUUCUGUGGAGAUUCUAAAAUGUGCGAUGCGACUCUAUGUAGUAUAAAUAAAUUAAAUAAGUAAAAAAAGUAUAUAUACACAUAAUAAUUUAUAUUAUAUACGGUCAGUCAAAAGUCCACAAGCCAAAGAGGUGGAGCUAGUAAAAGAAAAGAAAACGAUUCAAAUGUUUAUUGUAUAACUCAAUGAUGAUUCCUCGCUAGGAUAAUUCGUAUAGUGGAAAGCUUAUCGCUGGACGAAACGACGGAGACGUGCAUAAUGGAACAUGUAAUUCCGUAUUCCGUACAAUGCAAUCGAAAACAGUUGUGUCUUAUUUGUUGUCAUUUUAUUUGCAUUUACCUUCGAGAAUAAUGGAAACAUGUACCUUUUUGGCACAUUUGAUCUACGCAUAGAAAACACUGUAACUUUUGUAAACUAAAAGUAUAAAGAUGUCAGUAUUUUUCUCAAAUUUUCGCAUCUGUCUAAGUCUUUGUACAGAACGUUGUAAAAAAAGAAAUAUCAAGGUGGCGCGUUUUCUCUGGUGUUAAUAUUUUUAUGCAAAAUUUUAUCAAAGGAUAUUCGCUGUGUGUAUAAGAGGAGAUAGCAUAGGCUAUCCUAUAGCAGGCAUAAUCUGCAUUUCUAGACUUAUUCCAUUUGAUUAUGUGUAUUUUGCUUGAAUCCACUUUUGUUUGUGCACACAGCGAACAGGCUCCUAGAAAUUUAUAUUUUAGCGGUCGAAAAUCCAGAAUGAAUUCAAGAAACAGUACAUGUACACACUUCAAGUCGGCAAAAUAAAAUUUUCAUAAAUAUGUUUUCGCCAGGGUUUAUCCACUAAACAAUAAAAGGUUGUUCGUUUAGUCGAUGCGUCAAGUAGAAUUAUUCCGUUAUUCUUGUCGUCACAGUGAGAUAUAAUUCCAGAGCCCCUUAACGGCGCGCGUUAAGUCGCAUUUACCAAAUACUAUUAAGUAAUGGUACGUUCCCUUAGCGAUUAUAUUGUUCGUAAGUUAAGAGAAAGUUUUGAUCGAAAGCUCUGUACUGCCAGCGAGAUACUUUUUUCCUUAAAAUUUAUCAUUAUUAAACGAAGGUGACGUCUAAAACAUCUGUAUUAAUUGUAUCUUUAAAUCGCUAACGUUUGUGUAAAAAAAAAAGAGUAAGAGAUAAUACGAGCAAAAAAGCUUUGAAACAUCACAUUGAUAUCAUUGCACCUAAUUCAAAAUAAAUCCAUUUAAUUAUUAUACAA